Molecule: messenger RNA, 2731 nt
Organism: Photinus pyralis (common eastern firefly)
Lineage: Eukaryota; Metazoa; Arthropoda; Insecta; Coleoptera; Lampyridae
Product: colorectal mutant cancer protein
Exons: 11
Coding region: 331-2571 (746 amino acids)
Molecular function (GO): calcium ion binding
Source: RefSeq, a predicted model, not a curated record
AAGUGUUGCGUAAUGCGGCCGCAGUACAAUUGCGUUCGUAUUGCGGCCCGCAUUCACUUUCUAAAUGUGCGGGGUGAUGAGUUGUUCUAAUUUGUCUCUCACGAUGCGUGCAGCGUACAAUUGCGUCAGAGCAUAUCACGUGUUUGUAAUCAUAUAAAAAUUGGCAUACUGGCGGGAAUUGACUUAAAGACAGGUGGCAGUAAUAAUAACUGCUUUACCACGUAUAUUUUCAACCCCGUCGAUUCUUGCACGGCUUCGCCUAAACCGCAACGCAUUUUACAAGAGGAUCAAGAUCCACAUGGCGAAAAUGAUUGUGCUUCCCUUAAGAAAAUGGCUCUCCAAGAGAACGCACCAGGUGAUACCGACUGCACCCGCAUUCACCAACCCAAAGUGUGCAUGGAAGAGUACGUGCUAAAUUGUAAUGGGGAGAAAAAGACGUGUGUAGAUGGACUUCCUUGUACGGAUUCGAAUGUGACCCAGUUGUAUACUAUAAGCCAAAAUGGGAACGAGGAAAGAACAUAUGAUGAACCUUUCGCUGGAGAUUUGCCAAGAACGCGAUCGUGGCUUUGUUGUCCUGGAUCUCAAAAGCAAAUCGAGGCCGAACAGCCGCCUCUUGUCGAAGAAGCUAAAACGCCUUCGAGUCAGGACGAGACCGUUACCAAAGCGCCGUCCCCUUACGAAUUUCCCGGAGGAGCAUAUGAACGUCUUCAGCAAAAAUUGGAAGAACAAUCUCAGCGAUAUGAAGAGCAGCUGACAGAGUUACACUCUGUGAUUGCUGAAUUGACGCGAAAGUUACACCAACAGCGAUCUAUGGCUAUUGUAGAAGAAGAUGAAGGAUCAGAGGUUGGUACAAGUGGCCAUGAAGACUCCAUUACCUGUCCAUUAGAAGUAAGUGAGUUAGAUGCUGCCGAAAACGAUUUAUCAGAUUUCGAGAAUAAAAUAAUACCCGACAGUCCGAUUGAGCUUCCCGAGCCGAAAUUUAUCUCUUCCAUUCCAGAGGGAGGCGAAGUGUCCUCCGAAAUCAUAGAAUCGCUAAAAUUAGAAAUUGUUAGUUUAAAGGCCCAACUGCUUGAUGCGCAGGGAAAAUUAACUUCUGAUAAUUACUGCAGCACGGAGAAAGAGAUGAACGCUUCGUCACCUGAUUCGCAUAUAGAAUCUGAUUACAACUCCAAAAACGAGAAUAAUAUCAAAUACAGCAGCAUCGUGCCAAUACAUAAGAAUAAUGUUGCUAAUUUGGUAGGGUUUACCACCACUCCGGUCACUAAAGUCGCGGAACGUAUUAAGUUGAAACGCGCGACCGAUAGUCAAAGAGACGUGAAACUUAACGAUCUGGUGAACACAGAUUUGCCAACAGCAAUUGCUGAACAUAUUGUGGGUGAUAUAUUAAGGCAAUGUGAUGUACAAAGCGAGAAGUACGCAGUAGAUUUAGAAUUAAGAAGUUUAACUGCCAAACUGGAACACACAAAGGCUCAGAAUUCAGUUUUGGCGUUAACCUUAUCAGAAACAAAAUCUCAUUGUGAUAGAUUAGCUUUACUAUGUGGAAAAUAUGAAUCCAAUGCAAUAGCUUUACGAUUAGCUUUAGGAGUUAUGGAUCGAGCAGUAGAAGCGUAUGAUGUACUGCUAGCACUACUUGAGACUGAAUUAGCCUUAAAUCAAGAAAAUGAAGAAACUGUGAAGAACAGAAUUGAAGCUGAAAUAAUUGCGAAACAGCUACUGCACCAUUUGGACAUGUUCCAAGACACUGACGUAUUAUUAUCGCCCUGGCAGAAUCGCGCUUUUACAAGUCCUAACGCAGACAGUAGCAAUAUGCAACCGUGGACUGCCGAUGAGGAGGUUAGGCUGAGAGAGCACGUCUCUAGGUUAAAAGCAGAAAGAAGCACAAUUCAAGGAACGUACGUUGUUCUGGAGUCGCCGCAAGUUGAAUCAACAACGCUUAAACUUAGCAACACGCAAGAAUCUCGUAAGAUGGAUUUGGAAAUGGCUGUACUUAUACAGGAAUUAAUGGGCUUGAGAGAAGAAAAAGUAGAUUUAAUAUCAAAAUUGUACACAUUGGAAAAAGACAAAAGCGCGAUACAGCUGAAAUUGAAAUACGUUGAAGGUCAACAGAAAGCUCAAGCAGCCACGUUAAAAAAUUUGCAGGGGCAGCUUAAGGAUACGGAAGCGCUUCUGGCCAUCGCCACCCAAAACAAAGAAAGAGGGUAUUCCGAUGCUGAACACGCCCAAGGUGUUGAAUUGGAGCUGAUUCAAGCAUUGGCGCGAGAAGCGCGAUUAAAGAUUCGUCUACAAGAACUCGUUUCGACGUUAGAACAAGUUACUAAAAAUGCGGAGGCAAGGCUGCUGGAAGGUCGUGAAAUGGUGCACGACUUGAAUAACACUAAUAGUAUACUGGCUGACACUGUGGAUAGAAAUCAUAAAAAGUAUCAAGCGCGAUUAACAAAAAUGGAACAACAAAUGAUUAGUAUGGUCGAACGGCAUAAUUCACAGGUGGCAACCCUGCAGCAGCGCAUAGCAGCUUUAGAAACACCCCAGACUAACAGCUCUGAGAACUCAUUAAAUUCCGUACCUUUGUAAGAGAUACCUUAAUGCAUAAAAUUUGUUAAACGUUUUGCCCGGUAGAUACUGAGCAGCAAGUAUUAACAUAUUUAAUUUUAUAUGUUCUUGUAAGUAAGUGGCUCUUGUUAGUACUUGUAAAGUACACUAUUAUCAUGUAAUUUUAUUUAUGUAAAGAUUU